AGCGGAAGGGGCUGGGCUCCCGCCGCUGCUGCCCCGGCGGGCCGGAUGGUGCUGCUGGACUCCGCCGAAAAUGACACAGGCCAGUCCCAAAAUGAAGAUAAAUAGGCAGUAAGAAGAGCGCGACUGAUCACAGAGCACAGGAUGGGGAUCUGUUUUCUUCUGUUAAUCGUAGGGUUUUGCUGGGGGCAGUACGACCCCAAUACUCUCUCUGGGAGGACGUCUAUUGUACAUCUCUUUGAAUGGCGCUGGGCCGAUAUUGCUCUUGAGUGCGAACGCUAUUUAGCUCCUAAUGGAUUUGGAGGAGUUCAGAUUUCACCUCCAAAUGAAAAUGUUAUCUUUACUGACCCCUGGAAACCAUGGUGGGAAAGAUACCAGCCCAUCAGCUACAAGUUGUGCACACGAUCUGGAAAUGAAACUGAAUUUAGAGACAUGGUGACCAGGUGCAACAAUGUUGGAGUACAUAUUUAUGUGGAUGCAGUAAUCAACCACAUGUGCGGAGCUACUGCUGGUGCUGGCAACCAUGCUACUUGUGGAAGCUAUUUCAAUGCAAAGACUGAAGAUUUUCCAGCUGUGCCAUAUUCUGGCUGGGACUUUAAUGAUGGUAAAUGUAAAUCUAGAAGUGGAGACAUUGAGAAUUAUCAUGAUAUAUCUCAGGUCCGAGACUGCCGCUUGUCUAGCCUUCUUGAUCUGGCCUUGGAGAAGGACUACGUACGCUCAAAAGUUGCAGAGUACAUGAACUACCUCAUUGAUAUUGGUGUAGCAGGCUUUCGAAUUGAUGCUGCCAAGCAUAUGUGGCCUGAGGAUGUGAAGGCAACUUUAGACAAGCUGAAAGAUCUAAAUACUAACUGGUUUUCCGCAGGAACUAAAGCUUUCAUUUACCAGGAGGUAAUUGACUUGGGCGGAGAGCCGAUCAAAGGCAGUGACUACUUUGGAAACGGCCGAGUGACAGAAUUCAAAUACGGUGCAAAACUGGGGACGGUGAUCCGCAGGUGGAAUGGAGAAAAGAUGGCCUACUUAAAGAACUGGGGAGAAGGCUGGGGCUUUGUGCCUUCCGACAGAGCCCUGGUUUUUGUGGAUAAUCACGACAACCAGCGGGGCCAUGGGGCCGGUGGAGCUUCCAUUCUAACCUUCUGGGACGCCAGGCUUUAUAAAAUGGCAGUUGGUUUCAUGCUUGCUCAUCCGUACGGGUUCACGCGUGUGAUGUCAAGUUUUCGCUGGGCAAGAUCUUUUGUAGAUGGGAAGGACGUCAAUGACUGGAUUGGACCACCAAGCAACUCAGAUGGAUCAACAAAGCCUGUUACAAUCAAUGCAGACACUACCUGUGGCAACGACUGGGUCUGUGAACAUCGCUGGCGUCAAAUAAAGAACAUGGUUAUCUUCCGUAAUGUGGUGGACGGUGAGCCUUUCUCCAACUGGUGGGACAACGGCAACAAUCAAGUAGCUUUUGGCCGUGGUAAUAAAGGCUUCAUCGUUUUCAAUAAUGAUGACUGGUAUAUGAACACCGAUUUGCAAACUGGACUGCCUGCUGGUACCUACUGUGAUGUUAUUUCUGGACAAAAGGAGGGCAACCAAUGUACUGGAAUACAGGUGUAUGUUUCUGGAGAUGGAAUGGCUAAUUUCCAGAUUAGUAACAGUGCUGAAGAUCCAUUCAUUGCAAUUCAUGUUAAUGCCAAGCUGUAACUCAGGAGAAAUGUCCUUCUCCGUUUGGUCUGUGCAUUUACUGUUUCCCCGUAUGCAAUUCCUUGGUAUUUGAGGAUGAGUGAUUCUCUGUAUCUAACGAAUAAUAAAUGGCAAUCAAAUUGAA
This is a messenger RNA of Grus americana (Whooping crane), 1804 nucleotides long. RefSeq names its product pancreatic alpha-amylase-like. Lineage: Eukaryota; Metazoa; Chordata; Aves; Gruiformes; Gruidae. The transcript is spliced from 11 exons. The record is from RefSeq and is a predicted model, not a curated record. The coding region runs from base 142 to 1680 and encodes 512 amino acids. Gene Ontology annotation, molecular function: alpha-amylase activity; cation binding. Gene Ontology annotation, biological process: carbohydrate metabolic process.